Messenger RNA from Bradysia coprophila, 2070 nucleotides. RefSeq names its product protein spaetzle-like. Gene Ontology annotation, biological process: central nervous system formation; innate immune response. Gene Ontology annotation, molecular function: growth factor activity; Toll binding. The record is from RefSeq and is a predicted model, not a curated record. Gene Ontology annotation, cellular component: extracellular region. Lineage: Eukaryota; Metazoa; Arthropoda; Insecta; Diptera; Sciaridae.
GCGAAUAAUAAAGGUGUCUUUGAGUUGAAAAACCCAAGUUAGAAUUGCAAACUUUUAUAGUUUGACGCCGUAAAAACCGUCUGUAUUUAAAACUUAACAUCCAUUCAGUUGUACAGUGUCAGCGAAUGUAGUCGGUGUCCGUAAACACACACGGAUAGAUGCUGUGAAUUAUUUUAUUUAUAACCAAAAUUGAGUUUACAAAUUUGAGUACUUGAUAAAACUUAAAAACGGAAGCAACAUGAGCACCUUAAACAACAUUUUAUGGAUCUCAAUUAUUCAAAUCAUUUUAACGGAAAUAUCCGCCACACCACUUCAACGACUGACUAUGCCUGCUUCGAGAUCUAAACGAGACUCAGAAAUUUUAUUUCCGGACGAGGAGACCAUAUUCAUACCAUCAGCUGGUGAAUCAGUUCCAAAAUGUGCCCAGGGAUCAACAUUUUGUGAAGCGAUCGAUGACUAUCCCAGCGCUUAUGUUGAUUUGAUAUUGGAAAAGGAUGCACACAAAUAUGAGGAACUAUUCGGAGCCGAUUUGGUAAUGCCGGAUACUAUACUAAACAGAUUUGAUGGAUUUGAUGUGGAAGAGUCGCUAUGUAGAAGCCAAGAAAGAUUAAUAUAUCCCCGAGCAGGACUAACACAAGAUAACACAUGGAUGUACAUAGUUAACCAAAACAAUUAUACACAAGGUGUGAGGGUUGACGAAUGCAUCCAUAUGAAUCAGUGCGAAAUGACGCAAAAUUUCCCAUUCGGCUAUGAUGCUAUAUGCAAACAAAAAUAUAUCUACCGACAACUAUUAGCAAUAAAUGAAAACGGAAACACUGUUAAGGAUCUAUUUCGACUUCCAUCCUGUUGCCAAUGUGUUUUAAUUCAAACGGACAGAAAACGACGAUCACUACACUGAUUAAUGAUAAAACUGAAUGGUCAAAAAUAAAAUGGUUCUACUCAAUGAAUUUGAAAAGAAAAUGGAACAACAAGUAAGAAAUUCAAAACAAUUGUAGCAUUGAAACAAAAGCUCCAUUUCGAUGUAAUUGCAUUAUAUACUUUGAGGGAGCGUCCAUAUGUUAUUGAGGCAAACAAGUGGGAAAGCUUUUAAUCCACCCACCCACUAAAACAAUAGCCACCGCAAACAAUUAUUUUGUUCCUUUGAACCCACUCAAAUGCUUGCAUGAUAUGUGGGCGACCCCUAACAUAAUUCACACCUUUUGUGCACUCUUACGUUUCGUUUAAAUAUUUGAGACCGCGUCGUAGGUUACAAUAAUUUUUGAUACACGUGCAACGUACGUUCAAUGCUUGUUUUGAUCAUUUUGAUCCUACACUUAUACCAUAUAGCGACAAAUGUUUCGAAUUGCUUUUGUUCCAAAGAUGAGUACAUUCUACACUGUUUGCGGUAAAUACCUGAAAAAAUUCUUGAUAAAUGUGUGGCACACAAGACGAACCAUACAUAACUCGAGAAAUCACUUUCGUUCCAACUCAGAAGGUGAGUUUCACAAUUUUGUCAAAAGCACCUCAUAGUUUCCUGCUGGAAGUGCAACGAUAUAUACUCAUUUCUCAAGAAUUUACAGAGGAUACAGCACAAGAGCAAUUUCUUACGUCGUUGAGCUGGUUAAAUAUUUCAUCCUGAACUUUGUUCAUUCAAAGUUGCAGUUAUGAAAUUCGUGCGGUUGCGAUAUUAUGGUAUUACAAAAAAAGGAAUUUAAAAGUAAAAUAUUAAACGAAAAAAAAGAGGAUUUGAACUUGUAACCAAAUGGUAAAUUAACUUAAAAUAAUUUUAAAAUAAAAUUGUACUGAAAGGAAAAUUUAAUCUCAUUCAAAGACAAAGAACAGUUUAUUAGGAAUUUAUUAAAUUUAACAAACAAAUUUUAUGUGAUUAAUAAACGAUGGUGAUAAAUAGUAAUUUUAUGCAAAAAAAACAAUUUCUUCUAAGCGAUGUGAAAAUGUAACCAUUUGAAGUCAAAUAUCUCAAUUAAGUUCCAAACAAAAAAGAUUUAUAUUUUUUAUCGAUGGAGAACAUUUUUAUAAGAAGCAUAUGCCAAAAAAGUUAAAACUUCUUUUUAUAAAUCAUUUUGAAAGUCA